AUGGAUGCACUACUUAUCCAUGGUGUGCUAACAGAUGAUGAAUUAUGGCAUAUGCUCGGUAUAAAUAAGAAAGAGUUAAGAGCACUGUGUGCCAAGCUUAAAGAAAAUCACCUACUCACUGACCAUGUUCAGCGGGAAGAGGGCCCUGCGCAAAGGCCUAUUACUAAAACAUAUUAUUAUAUCCAUUAUACAGAAACAAUUGAUGCGAUAAAAUGGAAGAUGCACUCAAUUGUCAAGAAACUAAAAGAGGAAGUGGGAGCUGAAUCACAACCCCAAGGUUAUGUAUGUGACACCUGUAAAUCGCGGUAUGCAACUAUCGAUGUCAUUGGGAAUUUCAAUAGUGAUCGUGGUGGAUUUGUGUGUGAUGUUUGUGAUUCGUUACUCCGUGAAGAUGAUAGCUCUGCCGAGUCUCAAGCCCAGCAAGAAAAGCUGGGUCGAUUAAUGAGCCAGAUCGACCCCAUUAUUGAUGCGUUACGGCAAAUUGAUGAAGUUCAUAUUCCUGAGAAUACAUUUCAGAGCUCACUGGCUCAUGCAUUACCGGCGCCAUCCUCUACUGGACCAACUACUGCCACGACAACCUCUUCGGCAAUUAAGUUUGCAAAAUCCGCCAACCAAGGGGGUGUCAAUGGAACUACGUCAUUGCAGGUCAACAUCACUUCAGACAAAGAAUCUGCUGAGAUCGAGCGUAAGAAUCGGGAAGAAAGAGCCCGUCUGGCAGAAGAGAAUGCCCUGCCUACGUGGCACUUGGAAAGUACUGUUGGCAAAUCACUCUAUGAUUCGACAAAUUCAAGCGCGACUAGCGGUGAUAAGAUGGACGCAAAUGCCCCUAUUCUUAGCGAUAGGUCUACUAUAAAACUGGAGGAUAGUGAUAAACCAGCGACGAGUGCAGACAAUAUUGUGUCUUCGGUUAAUUCCACUACAAAUUCCGUUGCGGAAGACAAAGCAAGUGAAGAGGCUUUGGCUUCAUAUUAUGCACAGCUUGCGGCAAGACAAGAAGCCAGCGAUGAUGAAGAUGAAGAUGACGAGGAAGAUGAAGAUGAAGAUGAAGAUGACGAUGCCGAAUUUGAAGACGUCAUUACGGCGGAUGUAAAAAGUACGAUAGAUGAUGAAGAUGAUGACGACGACGAGGACUAG
This is a messenger RNA of Sugiyamaella lignohabitans, 1134 nucleotides long. RefSeq names its product Tfa1p (gene TFA1). The record is from RefSeq and is a predicted model, not a curated record. Bases 1 to 1134 code for a protein of 377 amino acids. Gene Ontology annotation, biological process: transcription initiation at RNA polymerase II promoter; transcription open complex formation at RNA polymerase II promoter. The transcript has a single exon. Gene Ontology annotation, cellular component: transcription factor TFIIE complex. Lineage: Eukaryota; Fungi; Ascomycota; Dipodascomycetes; Dipodascales; Trichomonascaceae.